AUGGCUGAGAUCGUGGUUGGUAGUGGUCGGGACAGUUUUGCAUGUGAUGUAGUCAGACUUCGGCUUUGUUUUUCUCUUGUCUUGCCAUUUCACCGUUUUUUUCCAUUGAUCGUACGACACACAUAUCGCAUGUUGUCUAGCGGCCGUUGUCUUCUUAAAACGGCCAGGCCUCGUUUCAGACACGUUCACCUUUCUUCCUCCACCAUGGUCCAUGAAGCAGUCAUCGUUGCAGCCUCCCGCACCCCUACCGGCUCCCUAAACGGCACCCUCAAGUCGUUUACCGCCCCCCAGCUUGGGACUGCUGCUCUGAAACACGCACUCGCUUCAAAGCAAAUCGAUCCGAGCAUCGUUGAGGAGCUCUACUUUGGCAAUGUUGUCCAGGCUGGUGUUGGCCAGUCUCCUGCUCGCCAGGUCGCUCUCAGCGCCGGUUUGAGCACUGCUUCCGAUGCUACCACCGUCAACAAAGUUUGCGCCAGUGGUAUGAAAUCGAUUAUCCUCGCUGCCCAAAGCAUCCAACUCGGUGACCGCUCGGUCGUUGCUGCCGGAGGUAUGGAGAGCAUGAGUAAUGCCCCCUUCCUUAUUCCCCGAACUAACCCUGGCUUUGGGAAAUUCACUGCCAUCGACUCCCUCGAGAAUGACGGUCUGUGGGAUGUCUACAACAACCAGGCGAUGGGCAACUGUGGGGAAUCUGCUGCCGUUAAACUCAACAUUUCUCGUGAAGCCCAAGACGCUCAUGCUGUUGAAUCUUACAAACGCGCGGAACGGGCAUGGGCAUCGGGUGCUUUCGAGGCUGAAAUUGUUCCGCUGACGGUCAAGGGAAAGAAGGGUGACACCAUUGUCAAAGAGGAUGAAGAGUACAAGCGUGUCAUCUACGAGAAGGUCCCCAGUCUGAGGUCAGCAUUCAAGCAGGGUGGAAGCAUCACUGCCGCCAACUCUUCGCCUUUGAGUGAUGGUGCCUCGGCGCUCAUUCUCAUGUCGGCAGAGAAGGCAAAGGAACUCGGCUUGAAGCCUUUGGCCAAGAUUGUCUCCUACGCCGAUGCCGGUGUUGAACCCAUCGAUUUCCCCAUCGCACCCACCGUCGCUAUCCCCCAAGCUCUCAAGAAAGCCAACCUCUCCGUGAACGAUAUCUCCCUCUUCGAGAUCAACGAGGCUUUCUCUGUUGUGGUCCGAAUUGCCGAACAAGUUCUCACUAUCGAUCCCGCCAAAAUCAACGUCAAUGGUGGAGCUGUUGCCCUUGGCCAUGCGAUAGGGAGCUCAGGAGCGCGGAUAGUCGUUUCCUUAGUUCACGCCCUCAAGUCGGGUGAGUAUGGCGCUGCUGGUGUUUGCAAUGGUGUAAGGCGGCGCAGCCUCUGCUCUCAUUAUUCAAAAACUGUAGUCGAUAAUAAAAGAAUCCAAAACAUGAGAAGAUCACGCCCGAAAAAGUUUUCUCGUAUAACAGCGCGCCACCCGUCUGUCAUUCUCUCCGACCCCACCAAGAUGUCCGAGAAAGAGAGCAGCAAGGCCUCCAUCGAACGCGACCGCAGCGAGGACAAAUUUGACAGCGUGACGAUCGACUCCGCAGAUGGGGACGAAGCUUUGAGGCUGGUUGGCCUAGUCAAAACGGCCGAGUUUACGGAGGAGUACAACCUGAAGCUACGGAGGAAACUGGACAAAUUGAUUCCACCACUUUGCGCUGCCGUCUACUUCACGCAGUUCCUAGACAAGACAUCAUUGAACUACGCAAGGCUAGUUUUUACUCUCAUCGGGUGCAGUGAUGUCAACUCACAAAACGGCAAUCAGUAUUAUGGGCCUGCCGAUCACCGGCCAGCCGUUACUGAUCUUGACCAGAAUUACAACCUUGUCUCGGCGGCAUUCUAUUUUGGUUUCCUGGUUUUCGAGUUCCCGACCGUUUACAUCGCCCAGAAACUGCGAAUCGCCAAAUAUCUGGGCGUAAACAUAUGCAUAUGGGGGGCCGUUCUCAUGCUCCACGCGGUGGGCACCUCGUUUGGUGCUUUUUUCGCAUUGCGCUUUCUGCUUGGCAUGUGUGAAUGUUGCGUUGCGCCGAUUCUCAUCCUCAUCAUAUCGAUGUUCUACAAGAAGAAUGAACAAGCGUCUCGUAUCUCGUGGUUCUAUGUGAUGAACGGGCUCACUCAAAUAUUUGGUGGUUUUGUUGCAUAUGCACGACUCUCCAUCGCUGGCAUCUCCUUCUACGCUGGAAACCGACUAGCGCCAUACAAGAUCAUCUACAUUCUUCUUGGUGGACUUGCCAUCGUGGUCGGUAUUUGCGUCCUCAUCUGGCUGCCCGAUUCUCCGGUACACGCCAAAUUCCUCACGAAGGAGGAGCGCAUUGCUGCACUUGAGCGAGUCCGCGAUGACCAAGGCGGAACUGAGAACAAGAGGAUCAAGAAAGAUCAGGUGAUCGAGGCAGUCACUGACCUCAGAACGUGGCUCAUCGUGCUGUCCACCCUACUCACGAGUAUUCCCAACGGGGCUCUCAGCAACUACAGCAACAUCAUUAUUAAAAGCUUCGGAUACACGUCUAAACAGACUCUGAUUCUAUCCACACCUGCUGGCAUCGUUGCCGCCUUGAUGACGCUUUUCUGUGGGUGGUUCUCGGACAAGAAAGGAGAGCGUCAGCUGCCGAUUAUCAUUGCGCUUGUCCCCACCAUUGUGGGUUCAGCCAUCCUCAUUGGCCUCAAUCAUUCAGGGAUGAAAGGCGUCCUGCUGUUUGCUGUUUACCUUAUCGGCACAUUCGGCAGUGCGCUCUCCACAAUAUACGCCUAUAACGCAAGCAACACCAGUGGCCACACGAAGAAGAGCACUAUCAACGCCAUGACGCUCGUUAGUUUCGCCGUCGGAAACAUCAUUGGCACACAAAUAUUCCAGCCCAAGGACGCACCUGACUACAUCCCUGGCAAGAUUGCCAUAAUGUGCUUGCUGAUCAUCCAGCUUUUCGUGUCGUUCCUAUUGCGCUUCAUCAACCUGCGUCUGAAUCGCAAAAAGCGGGCCCAUUUAGAGCGAGUGAAGCAAGAGCGUGGCUGGACGGACUCGGACAUUCAGCGCGAGCGAGAGAAGCACGCCUUUUCGGACCUGACGGACAAACAGUGA
Molecule: messenger RNA, 3087 nt
Organism: Mycena indigotica
Lineage: Eukaryota; Fungi; Basidiomycota; Agaricomycetes; Agaricales; Mycenaceae
Product: MFS general substrate transporter
Exons: 19
Coding region: 1-3087 (1028 amino acids)
Biological process (GO): transmembrane transport; fatty acid beta-oxidation
Molecular function (GO): acetyl-CoA C-acetyltransferase activity; transmembrane transporter activity
Source: RefSeq, a predicted model, not a curated record